This is a messenger RNA of Hypomesus transpacificus, 1277 nucleotides long. RefSeq names its product SIX homeobox 3b (gene six3b). Gene Ontology annotation, biological process: regulation of transcription by RNA polymerase II; eye development. Gene Ontology annotation, cellular component: nucleus; transcription regulator complex. The record is from RefSeq and is a predicted model, not a curated record. Lineage: Eukaryota; Metazoa; Chordata; Actinopteri; Osmeriformes; Osmeridae. Bases 50 to 880 code for a protein of 276 amino acids. Gene Ontology annotation, molecular function: RNA polymerase II cis-regulatory region sequence-specific DNA binding; DNA-binding transcription factor activity, RNA polymerase II-specific. The transcript has 2 exons.
GUGACCCGCAACUUACGCUCUAAUUUCUCCGUUUUUUUCCGGUGCACCAAUGGUGUUCAGAUCGCCGCUUGACCUAUUGUCCGCCUCCCGUCUCCUCCUUCCCCACUUCACCGACCGGCCAACUAUCUUACCUCGCGCUCGGUCACCGGAGGAGACCCCAGUUUGCACUCCCGUGGCUCUCCCGGGGCUAUGCUUCUCUGCCGCACAGGUGGCCAGUGUGUGUGAGACUCUGGAGGAAACGGGGGACAUUGAGCGACUUGCACGUUUUCUCUGGUCUCUACCGGUUGCUCAUGGUACGUGCGACUCCAUCACAGAGCACGAAUCUGUGCAGCGAGCUCGCGCCGUGGUCGCAUAUCACACGGGAAGUUUUCGUGAACUUUAUCACAUCUUGGAGACGCACCGCUUUACGCGCGUUUCCCACGGCAAACUGCAAGCCAUGUGGCUCGAGGCACAUUACCGGGAAGCGGAGAAGCUACGUGGACGGCCACUCGGGCCAGUGGACAAAUAUCGAGUACGGAAGAAGUUCCCGUUACCAAGGACCAUCUGGGAUGGCGAGCAGAAGACGCACUGCUUUAAGGAGCGCACGCGCGGGCUUCUAAGAGAGUGGUACCUGCAGGAUCCGUACCCUAACCCUGGAAAGAAACGGGAGCUGGCGCAAGCCACCGGGCUUACACCAACCCAGGUUGGAAACUGGUUCAAAAAUCGGAGACAGAGGGAUCGCGCUGCUGCUGCCAAAAAUAGAUUGCAAAAUCACGGGAUAGGACCCAACGGCAUGCACGCUCUUACGGGAACCCAAUGCAGCCCCAUGGGCAGCGCGGAGCAUGGGGAAGGGGACACGCAUCUUUCGGUAACGGAUAGCGACUCUGAUUUCGACAUUUGACUUUGUAAAAACGGACAAGCUUUACCACGUCCGGACGUGGAUGAUCCGAUUGUUGUUGGCCAACUUAUUGUCUGGAUAUGAUAACACAUUCUCUCGGCGAAAGAGAGUUGAAGAGAAAUGGUUUCCAUGCAUUCAGGACACACUGAACUCUCUACCACAGAAACGCACAUUUUACUUCUGAAUAAAGAGCUCUUGAGUGCGAUGCGCAUCCUCAAUACCUCCCAAAUACAAUACACUUCUUGUCUAAAGAUUAAUAAACAAUAUGACGUACUGUCCUCCCGGUUGUGGUGGGACUGUUUGUCGUUGUUUUAAAUUGAACAGGAGUUCCUUGUAACUGCCAUUUGACUACAUUAGAUUACAGUACAAUAGACUACAGUACUAAACCUGUAUAUGUGAA